ACACUUCAUUCACGACUUAAGGAGAGACGCGUGAGGACGAUUUGCGUGAUUACAGCACCAUAACGCACACAGUCGCAUACAACAACACACACACACACACCGAGGCGACUCUCUCUCUCUCCCACAUACACACACACACACACACACACACACACACGGAAGGUUUGUGGAAUAGUGAACAUGAGAGGACGGGUCGGAUAAUAAGACUGGAUCCAGCGCUUCACCUUCACCUUUUGGAUAACCUGGAAAUUUGAACGCGCCUUUUGCGCACGAAGAGGAGCGGCGACGCGCGCAGGAAUAUAUUCCCUUUUUCCUCCUCGUACUUUUGUGUGCUUUAUUUAUUUAUUUUUAUUUGAUUUUUUGAUUUUUUUUUUUUUAAGCCUUCCUUCCACUUUGGGAAUAGGAGCUUCCAUUUUUUGCUAGGAAAUAUUCCCCGCGGGUGGUGACCCGGCUGCACCGCUACAGCAUUUUGGGAAAAUAUAAAAGGAUGGCAGCUUGGUUCACCUUUCUGAUCGCAUGCUUCAGCGCGCUCCUAACGCAGAUAUUGGGAACUGGUGUUUUCGAGCUCAAGCUCCAGGAGUUCAAGAAUUUUAAAGGUAUUCUGGGGAGCGGAACCUCAUGCAGCCCGGACUGCAGGACUUUUUUUCGCAUUUGUCUGAAGAACUACCAGCAGAACGUGUCUCCGGGAAAAUGCAUCUUUGGGAGCACCGUCACCCCAGUGCUGGGCUCCAACUCCUUUAGGAUGGAGGACGGAUCCCAGAGCGCAUCCAUACGCCUGCCCUUCAACUUUGGAUGGCCGGGAUCAUUUUCUUUGAUUAUUGAGGCCUUGUAUUCACCUACAGAGGAUCCACCUGUAGACUCAGACAACCCCGACUUACAGAUUAGUUCUUUUCCCAUCCAAAAACAGCUGCAAGUAGGGGCUGGGUGGUCUCAGGAUGUCCAAUGCGAUCAGCAGACGGAGCUAAGGUAUUCUUACCGGUUCAUCUGCAAUGAAAAUUACUACGGAGACAGUUGUUCCAAAAAAUGCACGCCCAGGGACGACCGUUUUGGCCACUACACCUGCAACCCAGACGGGCAUUUAUCCUGUCUCCCCGGCUGGAAAGGAGAAUACUGCGAUCAACCGAUCUGCCUUAAAGGCUGCAGCGAAGCUAACGGGAACUGCUCCAGUCCCGGAGAGUGCGUGUGCAGAGAUGGCUGGCAGGGAAUGUUCUGCACCGAGUGUAAGAAAUACCCCGUGUGUAAGCAUGGUACGUGCCACAAGCCGUGGGAGUGUCACUGUAAAGAAGGAUGGGGUGGACUCUUCUGUGAUCAAGAUCUGAACUUCUGCACCCACCACAAGCCGUGCAUGAACGGAGCCACGUGUAUGAACACCGGGCAGGGCAGCUACACGUGCCUGUGCAGGCCGGGAUACACCGGCGUCAACUGUGAGCUGGAGGUGCGUCACUGCGACAGCAGCCCGUGCAGGAACCGAGGACACUGCGUGGAGCUGGAUAAUGGCUACACGUGCACGUGUCUGCCAGGGUUUGAGGGCACACACUGUGAGCACAGCCUCCUGACCUGUGCAGACAUGCCCUGCUUUCAGGGUGGGAAGUGCCAUGAGAGAGACAACGGACGUAGCUAUGCAUGUGACUGCCCUAAAGGAUACACCGGACUCAAUUGUGAGAAAAGGGUGGACAAGUGUACAACUCUGCCGUGCGCUAAUGGUGGCGCGUGUGUGAUCCUUGCUGGCGUCCGUAUGUGCAGCUGUCGAGCAGGAUUUACAGGCCAGCGCUGCGAGAUCAACAUCAACGACUGCUCCUCCAACCCCUGCGCUAACGGCGGCACCUGUCACGACGGCGUCAACGACUACACCUGCUCGUGCUCUCCGGGGUACUCUGGACGGAACUGCAAGCUCCAGAGCGCCCCCUGCUCAACGGAGAACGUCUGCAUGAACGGAGGAUCGUGCAGCAGCACCCUGGACGGCCCUCCCAUGUGUCUGUGUCCCAGUGGCUUCACAGGGCCGCGCUGCGACUAUUACGCCGCCACGCAUCCCGUCCAGCUAAACACGGAUGACUUCCAAUGGGCCGCCGUGUCCCUAGGUGUAGGUUUGGUGGCUCUACUUAUACUAGUGUGCAUGGUGGCCAUCGCGCUGCGUCACAUUCACCGCCAAGCGGCGGCCGAAAGGACUCACGACGCUAUGAACAACCAGUCAGACGCGCAGAGGGACAACCUGAUCCCAACGUCACAGCUCAAGAACACCAACAAGAAGGUGGACCUGGAGGUGGACUGCGUUCAGGAGAAAUCGAAUUACAUCCUCAAGAACUACCAUCUAGACUUCAGCUCAUCAAAAGAGUUUAAAGAAAUCCAGACGCAAGAGGAUAAAAGUCACAAGUACGAAAAGAGUUUAGAAGACAAAAUACCGUUGAGUAGAAUGUACAGUGAAAAGCCGGAGUGUAGGAUAUCGACGAUAUGUUCCCCGAGAGACUCCAUGUACCAGUCUGUGUUUGUAAUAGCGGAGGAGAGAAGUGAAUGCGUCAUAGCAACCGAGGUAUAAACAUGACCGGAGGUCACGGAAGAUGGAAGAUGGAAGAUGUGAGGAGUAAAAAAACACAAUCAAAGCAGAAUUUUCUGGAUUGUUUACAAAAAAAAAAGAACUGAAAGACUGGAGAUGAUUUUUUGUGAUGUCCACUGCUGCUCUGAGAAACUUGAGGACGCAAUAGACGAAGUGUGCUUAAAGUGUACAGACGUGUACAGUCCUGGAUGUUGUCUUUUCUUUUCUUUUUCUUUUUUUUUGACCCCUACGGUAUGGUUUUAUGUUUUUUUUUCCUCUCAAGAUUGUAAGGAAGGAAAAAAAGCAGGACUUACACUGACUGCACUGCAGUAGGACCAGAGGGGGGAAAAGUCUGGCACAGAGACGUGGCCCCUCCCCACACUGAUGGAGUGAGCGCUCUCUCUCUCUCUCUCUCUCUCUCUCUCUCUCUCCCCCUCUCUCUCU
Molecule: messenger RNA, 2974 nt
Organism: Tachysurus fulvidraco (yellow catfish)
Lineage: Eukaryota; Metazoa; Chordata; Actinopteri; Siluriformes; Bagridae
Gene: dll4
Product: delta-like 4 (Drosophila)
Exons: 11
Coding region: 488-2533 (681 amino acids)
Biological process (GO): multicellular organism development; Notch signaling pathway; cell communication
Cellular component (GO): membrane
Molecular function (GO): calcium ion binding
Source: RefSeq, a predicted model, not a curated record